Molecule: messenger RNA, 2629 nt
Organism: Nematolebias whitei (Rio pearlfish)
Lineage: Eukaryota; Metazoa; Chordata; Actinopteri; Cyprinodontiformes; Rivulidae
Gene: mta2
Product: metastasis associated 1 family, member 2
Exons: 18
Coding region: 409-2400 (663 amino acids)
Biological process (GO): negative regulation of transcription by RNA polymerase II
Cellular component (GO): NuRD complex; nucleoplasm
Molecular function (GO): transcription coactivator activity; transcription corepressor activity; sequence-specific DNA binding
Source: RefSeq, a predicted model, not a curated record
GACGAUCCGCUCACCCGAAGGGGACCAGCCAGUGUGUGUGUGCGCGCGCUGAACUAAGCGGAGGUGAAGAAGAGGAGGAUGAAGCUUGGAGCGGAGGAUGGGAGGAAGAGUGGAGUAAGAGCCAGGCUAGCUGUGUGUGAAUGAGUGAGUGAGGAAGAGGAGAAGAAGGUCGUCGGAGGGGCCGGGAAACAAGGACUACAUGUAUUUUAGAGCACGAGCUCCAGGGUAUUACCAACGGAAACUUUUAACUUUUUACCCGCCACAGCAGCUCGGCUCGUGCCCGAAGCCGGCUUUGUCUCGCGGCGGGGGUGUCCAAGAUAAAUGAAGGAAUAAAACUGAUCACCGUCGAUAUUAUUUUACCGGAGCGGGAGUAACCCUGGGAGUGAUUUAGUGAAAGGUUACGGGAGGAUGGCGGCCAACAUGUACCGAGUGGGAGACUAUGUUUACUUUGAGAACUCCUCCAGCAACCCUUACCUGAUACGAAGAAUAGAAGAGCUCAACAAGACAGCCAACGGGAAUGUGGAGGCCAAGGUGGUGUGUCUGUUCAGGAGGCGAGACAUCUCAGGCAACCUCAACACUCUGGCUGACAGCAAUGCAAGAGAGUUUGAAGAGGAGUCCAAGCAGCCGUCACUGUCUGAACCACAGAAACACCAGCUCAAACACAGAGAACUCUUCCUGUCUCGACAGUUUGAAUCUUUACCUGCAACACACAUAAGGGGGAAAUGUAACGUCACCCUCCUCAAUGAAACAGAUGUGUUGGCCGGUUACCUGGAGAAAGAAGACUGCUUCUUUUAUUCGUUGGUGUUCGACCCUGUCCAGAAGACUCUGCUAGCAGACCAGGGGGAGAUCCGUGUUGGUUCUAAAUACCAGGCGGAGAUUCCUGACAAGCUGGCUGAAAGUGAAUCUGAUCCCCGUGUUCUGGAGAAGAUGGAAACCAAAGUGUGGGAUCCCAACAACCAGCUCAAAGACUCGCAGAUCGACCAGUUCCUGGUUGUUGCAAGAGCUGUGGGCACAUUUGCUCGGGCCUUGGACUGCAGCAGCUCAAUACGUCAGCCCAGCCUCCACAUGAGUGCAGCUGCAGCCUCUAGAGACAUCACUCUGUUCCAUGCCAUGGAUACCCUGCAGAAGAACGGCUACGACCUGGCCAAAGCCAUGUCCACCCUGGUUCCCCAGGGGGGCCCGGUGCUGUGCCGGGACGAGAUGGAGGAGUGGAGCGCUUCAGAGGCCAUGCUGUUCGAGGAGGCUCUGGAGAAAUACGGCAAAGACUUCAACGACAUCCGCCAGGACUUUCUGCCCUGGAAGUCUCUAGCCAGUGUGGUCCAGUUCUACUACAUGUGGAAGACUACUGACCGCUACAUUCAACAGAAACGACUAAAAGCUGCUGAGGCAGACAGCAAGCUCAAACAGGUGUACAUCCCCACCUACACCAAACCAAACCCGAAUCAGAUCAUGGGUCCAGGCAGCAAGCCUGGUAUGAAUGGGGCCGCAGGUUUUCAGAAAGGACUCAGCUGUGAGAGCUGCCACACGGCCCAGUCUCCUCAGUGGUAUGCUUGGGGUCCUCCAAACAUGCAGUGCAGACUUUGUGCUUCUUGUUGGAUCUACUGGAAGAAAUAUGGUGGUCUGAAGACGCCCACACAGCUAGAGGGAGCUGCUAGGGCGGGUUCUGAGUCAGGCCCCCGUGCUCAUAUGACACGGCAGGAAGUCCAGGGCAUGUCGCCGUUUACCCGUAAUGAGGGGCGAGCCAAGCUGCUGGCCAAGAACCGGCAGACUUUCAUUCUGCAGACCACCAAACUAACCCGCAUCGCCCGGCGCGUGUGCGAGGACAUCUUGCAGCCGCGGCGGGCAGCACGCAGACCUUACGCAUCUAUCAACGCUAACGCGGUCAAAGCCGAGUGCAUAAUCAGGCUGCCCAAAGCCACCAAAACUCCUUUAAAGAGCAAGCUGGUACCUCGACAGUCCCUGGCCACCAUAGUGAAGGAUUUAGCUGUCUCAGCUCCUUUGAAAUUGAAGGCAUCCAGAGGCCCCCCAACACCCAUCAACAGAAACCAGGUCAGCCAGCCUCGAGUGGCCCAAAGCCUGCUGGGAAAGAGAGGUUUUGACUCGGCUGCAGGGGUCCCCUACCCUACCAACGGGAGGCCGUACACUUCAGGCAUGAGGACCACCUCCCAGUCAGUCAUCAAGCGGCAGAAGGUCAGCCAGGGAGAAGCUCCUAACCCUGUGGUGUUUGUGGCCACCAAGGACACCAGGGCUCUGAGGAAACACCUGACCCAGUCAGAGAUGCGCCGGGCGGCGAGGAAACCUCACCUCCUGGUCCGGAUCAAGCUGCCGCCGCCGCCCCGCUCGCUGGCCAUGCCCCUCGUUCCCUCAAACAGCAGCGAGCCCAUCGUCCUGGAGGACUAAAGGGGGACGGGCUGGGGGACACGUGACAGGACAUGGGUUAGGGAGGGUCUGUGCUCGAGUCCUGUCUCACUGGCAGCACAGAACGCCAUACAGUACUUUACUUUGUCCUCUUUUCACCGUCAGGGUUCUUUAGUCCUCGUUUUCUUCCCUUUAUUCAACACACACACUCACACACACGCAGGUCGACGACAGAACAUUUUCAGCUUCUUAUUAAAGCAGAUCCUCAACA